This is a messenger RNA of Mesorhabditis spiculigera, 330 nucleotides long. NCBI's taxonomy places the organism in Eukaryota, Metazoa, Nematoda, Chromadorea, Rhabditida, Rhabditidae. The record is from the annotation of a GenBank genome assembly.
AUGCCCUACGCUCUUCUGACGGCUCGCUACAACUCGGCACAAGGCAGCUACGAAUGUGUGCAUCUUGACGAUCCGUCUGGACUGAUUUUGAACCGCUUCAACACUGAGGAAAUGAAGGCGCGGAAGAGAUCGGGCUUCAACAACUCAAAUGGCUAUUUUAGUGACCCAAUCAAGCUCUACACCUCACCACUGAUCGUUCUAAACGCGGCUGAAGAGCUGGGAUUUGAGCUACAAUCCGGGCCGCCAAGAAUUUCGACGGACGCCAUAAUACUGACUUACUCCUGGCAUCUCUACAAAGAUUCCAAGCCGCUUUUCACACUUUCUGCUCAU